Messenger RNA from Pollicipes pollicipes, 3300 nucleotides. Its product is annotated as ubiquitin carboxyl-terminal hydrolase CYLD. Gene Ontology annotation, biological process: protein deubiquitination. The record is from RefSeq and is a predicted model, not a curated record. The coding region runs from base 65 to 2209 and encodes 714 amino acids. The transcript has 17 exons. NCBI's taxonomy places the organism in Eukaryota, Metazoa, Arthropoda, Thecostraca, Pollicipedomorpha, Pollicipedidae. Gene Ontology annotation, molecular function: cysteine-type deubiquitinase activity.
UCGUCAGUCAGCGUGUGGCGUCGAGCGGCGGCGGCGCACCGGCCGGUGCCGGCGACCCGAGGCCAUGUUCUCCAACCGGGACGGCGUGGUGCGGCUGCAGUGCUACCGGCGGCGCGCCCGCUCGCCGCCUCUCGAGCCGCGGGUGCCGGUGGAGUCGGCCGUCCCGGCCGCGGGGGAUGUGUACCGCGUGCCACCGGAGGUGGCGGCCAGUCUGCCGCUGCGGGUGGGCGACAGAGUGUGCUGGAUCAGUGACGUCGGACCGGAGCCGGGUGUCGUCGGCUGGAUCGGCAAGCUGCCAGCCGAGGACGGCGGCAGGGACUGGAUGGUGGGCGUCGAGUUCGACAAUCCGGUUGGCUCCGGGAACGGCUGCUACCGCGGCCACCGCCUGUUCGCCGCCAAGCUGAACCACGCUUCCAUCGUGCCCAUCAACGGCCUGAUGCGCGCCGAGGACCUGGAGCCGCCGGCGCCGGGCGGCCCUGCCGCCUCCUCCGAGAUCGGCGUGCCUGGCAGUGACGGGCUGCACACCUCGGAUGAGGAGGAGCUGGCGCCGGCGACCGUGCGCGGCCACGAGUUCACCGACGACCUCCGCCACCUGCCGCCCUUCCACCGCAUGGCCAACGCGCAGACAGUGCCCGCCGGCGACCGGCGCCGCCACCGGCGCAAGGACAAGCUGCUGGCCAGCCCCAGCCCGGACGCAUCGCCUGUCGACGGACUCAGAGACGGCGAGCCGGCCUGGACGGACGCCGAGGUGUCUGUGGGCUCGGCCGUCGAGGUCGACAUUCAGGGCCUGCCGCAGUACGGCGUCGUGCGCUGGGUGGGACGCGUGAAGGGCGACACCAAGCGCCUUCAGGUGGCUGGCGUCGAGAUGGAGGACGACGACACGGUGAGCGGCGGCGACGGCUGCUUCAACGGCGUGCGCUACUUCAGCUGUCAGCCGGGCAAGGCGCUGUUCGUGCCGCUGGCCGACUGCGGUCGGGACAGGCGCUUCCUCGACCUCGGCCAGGAGGCGCCCGACGCCAACGCGUUCGGGAGUGUGGAAUGCCCUGUGAUAACAGGCAAUGUAGCACCGAUCUCAGUGACAUCUACCGAGGAACUAAAGAAGCUCUGCGGCAAGCUGAAAGGCAUCCAGGGCCAUCUGAACUCGUGUUACUUGGACGCCACCCUGUUCUCCAUGUUCGCCUUCACGCCCGUGCUGGACAGCCUGCUGCACCGGCCGAAGCGGCCCGGCGACAUACCCGAGUACAGCGAGGUGCAGCGCCUGCUCAAGGAGGAGAUCGUCAACCCGCUAAGGUCGGCCAUGUACGUGCGCGCCGAUCGGGUGAUGAAGCUGCGGCAGAUGCUGGAGACGCUCAGCUCGGUGCGCGGCCUCACCUCCGAGGAGAAAGACCCGGAGGAGUUCCUGCAGUCGCUGCUGGCGCAGAUGCUGCACGCCGAGCCGUUCCUCAAGUACUCGUCCGGCCAGGAGAGCUACCUGUACCAGCUGAUCGUGGAGCGCGACGACCGGCUCAUCCUGCCCAGCGUGCAGCAGCUCUUCGACCAGAGCUUCAUCAGCGGCGACAUCAAGCUGAAGGAGAUCCCCUCCUGCCUGAUCGUCCAAAUGCCGCGCUUCGGCAAGGACUACAAGAUGUACUCGCGCAUCUUGCCAAGCAUGGUGCUGGACGUGACCGACGUCAUAGAGAACUCGCCGCGGCAGUGUUUCGUGUGCGGCCGGCUGGCCGAGUGGGAGUGCAAGGAGUGCUUCGACCAGGGCGGCCUGGGCCUCAUGACCACGGCCUUCUGCUCCAAGUGCAACGCCACGUCGCACAGCCACCAGAGCCGCGCCUCGCAUGCGCCACGCCACCCGCUGAAGGUGCCGCGCCAAUUCACCGAGCUGCGCGACCACGCGCACAUCCCGCGCAGCUACCUCGAGCUGUUCGCCGUGGUCUGCAUCCACACGUCGCACUACGUCACCUUCACCAAGUCUGGCCACGGCCCGGACGCCUCCUGGGUGUUCUUCGAUUCGAUGGCGGACCGGAAAGGCGAAGCGCACGGCUACAACAUUCCGGAGGUGGUGCGCGUGCCGGACCUGCCGCGCUGGCUGACUGAAGACGGCCGGCGCGGCCUGCUGGCCGUCACCGACGACAAGCGUCUGCCCGAGCACGCGCGCCGCCUCCUCUGCGACGGCUACAUGUGCUUCUACCAGAGCCGUGACGUCAUGAUGUACCGGUAGGGAGACUUGAGGCGAUGCAGUGGAGCGGCAGACGGGUAGAGCUCUGCGACGGCCAUGGAUGAUUCUGUCAAGACUGCGACGUCAUGAUGCACCAGUAAGAAGGCUGGAGGCGGUGCGGUGGAGCGGCAGACCGGUAGAACUCUGCGACGACCGUGGAUGAUUCCGUCAAGGCCGUGACGUCAUGAUGCACCAGCAACAAUGCUGGAGGCGGUACGGUGGAGCGGCAGACCGGUAGAACUCUGCGACGACCGUAGAUGAUUCCGUCAAGACUGUGACGUCAUGAUGCACCAGUAAGAAGACUGGAGGCGGUGCGGUGGAGCGGUAGACCGAUAGAACGGCAGCCGAAGGCGAGUAGAUGGAGCAGUGGAUGUGAUCAAGAGCGCGACAGAGCGGCGGCAGUGGACUGCCGGUAGACCCGCGGGAGUGACGUGGUCCCUCCGAUGAUUGUGUUGUGGCUCUGCCGUUCGGACGGCGGUACCGCCUCGCCGGAAUGGCGGUGAGGUGCCGUGGAGUGUGUUCGGAAGGCUUCGUGGUGCGCCGAAUCAGUCGUGGGUUGACACGGCGGACCAAUCAGGCGGCGAUGUGGUGUUCUGUGAUGACGCCCGGGGCCGUUGCGUUACGCCAGUGACAGUGUUCGUAACAGGGAGCAGACCCGGCCGGAAAAGUAGUGUGACCCAGCUCCACGUCGUGGCACUGGGAAAUCCGGCGCAUGGGGGAUACCUACGUGAGACGAGGGAGUUAGUUGCAGCGAUUGCAUGAGACGGGAAAGAUGUCGAAGUGAGAUGCGUGAGGUUUAGGUUUUUCGUUCAAGCAGGGUAGAAGAGAAAUAUUCAGAAAUGGUAGUGUGAUGUUCGAGAAAACGCGUUGACGUCGCGAAUUCAUGAUGAGCGGCUCCAGCUAGGCAGAACAGCUGGUUUGGAACCGCAAUGCCCCGGUUAGUGAUAAAUUACCGCGCAGUCAGGACACCAGCACCUGGUGACGUCAUAGCGUGCCUCCGCCGCGGCCCCAUCCUCGUUCCGGGCCAUGUAGGCUGCGCAGGCGAAGGUGACGAUGCGUGGGAGAAAGCAGGUGCGCUGCAGCCAUGAGAUGGG